CAUCCAGUGUUGACUGUUUCCGCUGCAGCCUGUACUUUGCCAGCUUCAAGUCAAAAUGAUCAAAUGUCGGCAGUGAGAUACGUCUGCAAAAGAAGAUGAUUGCAGGUACCUGGAUGCUGUCUUCAAAUCUCUAAAUUGGAAAAAUAAUCUCAACAUCCAUGGCAACCCUAGGGAACCCUCUUGCCUCUGUCCCAAUUAGCUCAAACCCCACCAUCUUAACUGCUAAUAACGAACAGAAAAGCAAUCCCUCCACAGUCCCAAUACUCAUUGACAAAUGUGCCAACAAAAAACACCUGAAACAACUCCAUGCUCAUAUGCUACGCACUGGUCUCUUCUUCGACCCUCCAUCUGCUACCAAGCUCUUCACUGCAUGUGCUUUGUCCUCUCCCUCGAGCCUCGAUUAUGCUUGCAAGGUGUUCGACCAAAUUCCCCGACCAAAUCUCUACACUUGGAACACCCUCAUUCGUGCUUUUGCUUCAAGCCCCAAACCCAUCCAAGGCCUCUUGGUAUUUAUCCAGAUGCUUCAUGAGAGCCAACGUUUUCCUAACAGUUACACUUUCCCUUUUGUUAUUAAGGCUGCCACGGAGGUUUCUAGUUUACUUGCUGGACAAGCUAUUCAUGGAAUGGUUAUGAAGGCAUCGUUUGGUUCGGAUUUGUUUAUUUCGAACUCACUUAUUCAUUUCUAUUCCUCAUCGGGGGAUUUGGAUUCGGCUUAUUUAGUUUUUUCGAAGAUUGUUGAGAAAGAUAUUGUAUCAUGGAAUUCAAUGAUAUCGGGGUUUGUGCAAGGGGGUAGCCCUGAGGAGGCAUUGCAGUUGUUUAAAAGAAUGAAGAUGGAGAAUGCGAGGCCCAAUCGUGUGACAAUGGUGGGAGUUUUAUCAGCUUGUGCAAAGAGGAUAGAUUUGGAAUUUGGUAGAUGGGCUUGCGAUUACAUUGAGAGGAAUGGGAUUGAUAUAAAUUUGAUUUUGAGUAAUGCAAUGCUUGAUAUGUAUGUGAAAUGUGGGAGCCUUGAAGAUGCUAGAAGAUUGUUUGAUAAGAUGGAGGAGAAAGAUAUUGUUUCGUGGACAACUAUGAUUGAUGGGUAUGCAAAAGUGGGUGAUUAUGAUGCGGCUAGGAGGGUUUUUGAUGUCAUGCCCAGGGAAGAUAUUACUGCCUGGAAUGCAUUAAUAUCUUCUUAUCAACAGAAUGGGAAGCCAAAAGAGGCACUAGCCAUUUUCCGUGAAUUACAGCUUAAUAAGAACACAAAACCAAACGAAGUUACACUUGCAAGUACCUUGGCAGCAUGUGCUCAGCUGGGAGCAAUGGAUUUAGGUGGGUGGAUUCAUGUGUACAUAAAGAAGCAAGGCAUUAAGUUAAACUUCCAUAUCACAACCUCGCUUAUUGACAUGUAUUCUAAGUGUGGCCAUCUAGAGAAGGCACUUGAGGUGUUCUAUUCUGUGGAAAGGAGAGAUGUGUUUGUAUGGAGUGCCAUGAUUGCUGGGUUGGCAAUGCAUGGGCAUGGGAGAGCUGCUAUUGAUUUGUUCUCAAAGAUGCAAGAAACUAAGGUAAGGCCUAAUGCUGUGACAUUUACCAAUUUACUGUGCGCUUGUAGCCACUCGGGACUAGUAGAUGAGGGCAGGUUGUUUUUCAAUCAAAUGAGGCCAGUUUAUGGUGUUGUGCCUGGUAGCAAACAUUAUGCAUGUAUGGUUGAUAUUCUUGGUCGUGCAGGCUGCCUUGAAGAAGCUGUUGAAUUAAUAGAAAAAAUGCCAAUAGUCCCAAGUGCUUCUGUGUGGGGUGCGCUACUUGGAGCAUGCAGAAUUUAUGGAAAUGUUGAGCUCGCUGAAAUGGCUUGUAGUCGUUUGCUUGAGACAGACUCCAAUAAUCAUGGAGCUUAUGUGCUCUUAUCCAAUAUAUAUGCCAAAGCAGGCAAAUGGGACUGUGUUUCUAGAUUAAGGCAGCACAUGAAAGUUUCUGGGUUGGAGAAGGAACCAGGUUGUAGCUCGAUUGAGGUUAAUGGCAUCAUUCAUGAGUUUCUCGUUGGAGAUAACUCUCACCCUCUCUCCACGGAAAUCUACUCAAAGUUGGACGAGAUUGUAGCUAGAAUAAAAUCAACUGGUUAUGUGUCUGACGAGUCCCACCUUCUACAAUUUGUUGAAGAAGAAUACAUGAAGGAGCAUGCCCUUAACCUUCACAGUGAAAAAUUGGCAAUUGCCUAUGGGCUUAUUAGGAUGGAACCAUCACAACCAAUUAGGAUUGUGAAAAAUCUUCGUGUUUGUGGGGACUGUCAUUCAGUUGCUAAGCUCAUAUCUAAACUUUAUAAUAGAGAUAUACUAUUGAGAGAUCGGUAUCGGUUCCAUCAUUUUAGUGGAGGGAAUUGCUCAUGUAUGGAUUACUGGUAAAUAAGGGUGGAAUAUGGUUUGAAGAUUUCACCUCAAUUCUCUACAGAAUGACAUGAUUCCUCAUUGUAGUCUGGGGAGGAAGCAAGAGUGAUGGGGUUGUAGGCGAACUGGGAGUUCCAAGCUGAAAAACUUUCAUCAAGUCUCCAGCACUUCUCAUGGUGUUUGCUCAGGGCUUCAAGCUUAAGUAAGAAAGAAGCAUCUUACUUGGAUGGUAUUUCUGUUUUUAACUGUGAUGCAAAGCAAAUGUAUGGAAAGUGAAAAUCCAGAUUUUGUUUUUGUUUUCUAGGUAUUUCUUUUCCCCAGCACGUUGUCAGUAUUGAAGUUUAAAACUUGGAAAUUAUAUUCUCGGUGUUAUUUUGUGCA
Populus nigra (black poplar) is the source of this 2738-nucleotide messenger RNA. RefSeq names its product pentatricopeptide repeat-containing protein At2g29760, chloroplastic. Bases 159 to 2375 code for a protein of 738 amino acids. NCBI's taxonomy places the organism in Eukaryota, Viridiplantae, Streptophyta, Magnoliopsida, Malpighiales, Salicaceae. The record is from RefSeq and is a predicted model, not a curated record. Gene Ontology annotation, molecular function: zinc ion binding; protein binding; RNA binding. The transcript has a single exon. Gene Ontology annotation, biological process: RNA modification.